CCAUUUGAGCCGUUCCCUCGGUCUUCCAUUGCCAUGUUAAAUAGCUGGCUCAUCUGCUGCUCCUUUGCUUACCAUCUUCACGAGCUGAGCGCUUGCACGGGAGAGAGAGAGAGAGAGAGAGAGAGAGAGAGAGAGAGAGAUGAGCGAGGAGAGAGACAUCGUUGUUGUCGGCGGAGGGAUAUGCGGCCUCGCGACCGCCCUGGCGCUGCAUAGGAAGGGGAUACAAAGCUUGGUGUUAGAAAGAUCUGAGAUGCUCCGGGCGACCGGAGCGGCCAUAAUCAUGCAGCCAAAUGGUUGGAGAGCGCUUGAUCAAUUAGGAGUCGCCUCGAAGCUCCGGAAAACUGCUAAUGCCAUCGAAUCUGGCCGCUUCGUAACCAUCACGGACGGGAAGCAAGAACCUAUCCCCCUAGGAGGAGAAGUACGUUGCUUGAGAAGAAUGGAUCUCAUCAAUGUUUUGGCUGAGGACUUGCCAUCGAACUCUAUAAGAUUUGGAAGUCGUGUAGUCUCUGUUGAACUGGAUCCAAUUACAUCACGUCCUCUCCUUCAUCUGGAUGACGGAGGUACCAUCAAGGCCAAGGUUGUAAUCGGAUGCGAUGGCGUGAACUCUGUGGUUGCGAGUAUUGUUGGAUUGAACAAAACCGGGCUUUACUCAAUAUAUGUAACAAGAGGGUUCACUCGCUAUGAAAAUGUUCAUGGACUUGGAAAUGAGUUCGUUGUGAUGAGCAGGGAUGGACUUCAACUGGGGUGGCUUCCCGUAGAUGAUCACUUGGUUUACUGGUUCGUGACUCGGAAGUGGACUUCUCCAGAUUCCAGGGUAAUGCUUGCAAAGGAUCCAAUGCUCCUCAAAAGCUCGAUCGUGAAAGCGAUGAAUGAUUUCCCAACCGAUGCGAUACGAAUGGUGUCGGACAGCGACCUAUCUACCGUCCAAUAUACAGAACUACGGUAUCGUCCGCCGUGGGAGAUAUUGAGAAGAAGCUUUUGGAAAGGCACCAUUGUGGUGGCCGGGGACGCCAUGCACGCGAUGGCACCAUUUCUCGCGCAAGGCGGCGCCGCCUCAUUGGAGGACGCGGUUGUGCUUGCUCGGUGCUUGGCUGAGAAGAUUAAGCUAGCUGACGACGUCGAUCGUGGUCCAAGAGAGACGUCGUUAUCAUUUGAGAAGUCUGCCGUUAAGGAAGCAUUUGAAAAGUAUAGCAAGGAGCGUAGGGCAAGAGUGUUUUGGCUAACCAUGGAGACUUUCUUUAUUGGGUCGAUCUUAGGUAGUUCCUCGGGGAUCAUCAAGCUUAUAGUGGUGUUGUUCACGAUCAUUCUCUUCUCAGAUAAAAUUGGCCACACUCGUUAUGAUUGUGGCCGUCUCUGAGAGGGGAAGGCUACUGCUACUAGUUGGAGUCAUUCUGUGAAAGCUUGGUUCAUCAUAAGUGUGCCAAAGCCACGAGAACUAAUAGGGCUUGCUAUGUAAUGUGCGAUCUAUCGCCAGUAUAACCGUAUGUCUUUUAUGUUGAGUGACAAAACUAUUCAUGAUUUGUAUCGAUCUUAAUAAAUGCAAGAAGUGUUUAUGUUUCAGGUAA
Messenger RNA from Syzygium oleosum, 1565 nucleotides. Its product is annotated as monooxygenase 1-like. NCBI's taxonomy places the organism in Eukaryota, Viridiplantae, Streptophyta, Magnoliopsida, Myrtales, Myrtaceae. Bases 140 to 1357 code for a protein of 405 amino acids. The record is from RefSeq and is a predicted model, not a curated record. The transcript has 6 exons. Gene Ontology annotation, molecular function: FAD binding.